Molecule: messenger RNA, 2781 nt
Organism: Bipolaris oryzae ATCC 44560
Lineage: Eukaryota; Fungi; Ascomycota; Dothideomycetes; Pleosporales; Pleosporaceae
Exons: 4
Coding region: 1-2781 (926 amino acids)
Molecular function (GO): lipid binding
Source: RefSeq, a predicted model, not a curated record
AUGAGUGCCGUAAAUCGUCCAGUGGACUUGAAGCAAAAGGAGAAGGAUGUCAACAACAAGCUCCAGCUCUAUGGAAUCGUCGAAGCCUUCUCCAAUGGCAAGGUGCCAUCCAACAGCCAGAUUGAUGUCGCUCUCAACUCAGCACUCGCACACCGCGCACUCAACUCACCAUCCAAGAAGCUGUCGCCCGAGGGCCAGAGCCUCGUCACAGACCUGAAGAACGUCAUCGAACAGGCCAAGAUCCUGCUGCUCACCAAGAACGAGGGCAACCUCCUCCAAGACUUCAUCUGGCAGGCUGAGCACAUCAGCACCGCUGGCGCCAACCGCCCCAAUGCCCCUGUUGACAAGGACACAGCAAGGCAAGACGGCAACAAUGCCCUCGAAGGUCUGCGUACCCUUGGCACGCUCCUCAUCUCCAACGGCCAGUUCAGGAAGCUUCUCUCUGAUGCUACUGUUCUUCUCCGCGACAUGGCCGGUGAUGCGGCCAUGAACACGGCCAAUAAGGUUAAGCCCUCAGAAGACCGUCUCAACAGGCUGGAUGAGCCCGCCGAGGACAACACCUGGCACGACACCUCCAAACUGAACCGCGAGAACCUCCGCAACCAAGCUAAGAGCAGCCUGCCGUUUGGCAACAAGAACAAGGGUGACCUUAAGGAGGCAGCCAAGGAUGUCAACCAAGCAGCCAACCCAGAGGGAGUUCGCGACCCCACGCACACUGCCGAUCUUGCUGCCACCGAGGGCCAGACUGGUCAGAGCACCGGCAUUGACGUUCGCAGUGGUGUCGAAGCCGCUAAGCAAAAAGUUGACGCAAACACCUCUGAAGAGGACAAGCAAAAGGUUCGCGCUCGCCGUGAGCAGCUGAACAACUACCUCAAGGGCAAGAUGCCAGAGGAGCGCCGCGAGCAAACUAGAUGGCGCCUCAAGAAGAUGAUUGUCGAGAUCCAGGGUCACCAGGACUACCAGCGUGCGAUUGAGACUCUUCUCGACCUCGCCGAGCGCUAUUCAAGCCACGGAAGGAUUUUGAGCCAGCAGGGCAAGGGCUCUGUGCAAGGCUUUACUAAAGAGAAUCAAUGGCUGACCAACAUGAAGACUCUCCUCGAACGUUUCGCCAACAACACGUCUUUCGAUGACCUGAUUGAGUCUAUCAACCAGAUCUACAAGGACGCCGACCGCGACCCCGAACUCAAGAACUGGUUCAAGCGUAUCAACGCCUUCAUCCGCAAGACCCUGCAGCAACAGGGCUUUGUACUCGAGGACAGCUUCAACGCUGAGUGGAACCAGCUCUAUGAUGAUGGCCACCACUUCUUCCGUGACCGUUACCGAGGUCACACUGACCGCAUUGCUGAUGAGUUCAAGUUCAUUGGCCAGCAGUUUGAUGCCGACCCCCAGAACAAGCAGUUCGCCGAGUCUGUCAACAAGCUCUUCCGUGACCUUGGUCAAGACGAGAAUGGCAAGACUGUCUUCAAGCCCCAUCUUGUCAAGGACAUGACUGACGUCAUUCUUCCUGCCAUCUUUGAGAAUGUCCGCUACAUUCCCGUCCCUCGCAUCGAGUACAGCGAUCCCAUGGUGGACGCCGUUAUUGAGAACCUUGUCAUUGAGGGUGAUAACCUCGCCCCCAACUCUCUGGAGUUUGGCUCGGACAACUACUGGCGCUGGGGUCGCAAGUCCAUUACCAGCACCAACAAGAACAAGGUUAUGCUCUCUGUCUCAGGCGUCCAGAUGGACCUUAGGGACGUCUCUUACUACAUCAAGCGCAAGCAGGGCUUCCCUUCCAUCACCGACAAGGGUGUUAUGGACAUCUUCAUGGGUGGCACCGGCUUCAGCUUCAAGGUUGAGAUGGAGACUGCCGACAAGGCGCGCGAGCAUGCGCAGACCCACUUCUUCAAGGUCACCAAGGUCGAGUCGGACAUUAAGCACCUGCAGAUCAAGAUGAAGAAGAGCAACCACAAGCUCCUCUUCAACAUGUUCAAGCCUCUGCUUCUCAAGGUCAUGCGUCCCGUCAUUCAAAAGGUCUUGGAGAAGCAGAUUAAGGACUCUGCUAACCAGCUCGAUGCUAUCCUCUUUGACAUCAAGACCGAGGCUGACCGUGCUGCGGCUGAGGCUAAAAACAACCCUGAUCCUCAGAACAUCCAGAACAUCUACCAGCGCUACGCCAGCUCUGCCCAGCGUCGUGUCAUGCAAGGCAAGCAGAAGAAGGAGUCUCUUAAGGAGAAGACCAAGGACACCAAGGUCAACGUGGCCGUCACCCAGCACGACUCCAUCUUCAAGAACAUCUCGCUGCCUGGAGGCAUCUCAUCCAAGGCUACCGAGUACAAGGAGCUUGCUGCCAAGGGCGACAAGUGGGAGAGCCCCAUCUUCUCCAUUGGAUCUGCCAAGGAGACUACCAGCCUGCCUCAGGUUGGAAAGAUCACUCGCAAGCCUCAUGGUCGCGCGGGUGGCUACGGCAACCCCGGUGAUACUUCCCGCGGUCUCGGUGCUUCGUCGGGACUGAACCCAUCAGCCAACCAGUACGAUAGCCAGUACACCAACAAUGGUGGUCUUGGUUCUCAGCCAGGUCUCACCACGGGCAAUCAGGGCUUGACUGGUGGUGUUCCUGCUACCAGCGGUGCCACUUCGGGUUUCGGUAAUCAGGUUGACGACGCUUUCAACACUACCGGUUCCACUGGCUUGAACAACGCCGCUGCCAUCCCGCCCACGACUGGUCAGACCGGCACUGCCGCCCCUGGCCAGUACAACACCACCUUUGGUGACCAGAACCCUGUCUUCCAGGGCCGCGCUUAG